UAUAAGACAUGUAUGGUUUGUAAAAAGAUGUCUCUUAUUUUCAACUGUUAUAUAUUUUAUAUUUUUCAGGCAACGCUAACAUGUUGUUCAGCAAUGGAUAUGCUUGAAAAGCUAGAUGUUUUGGAACAAACGUUAACACAAAAGAUGGCAGACCUUAAAAAGGGUGUAACAGCUCUAAACAAUGAAAACAACGAGGAACGGCUCAAAUGGAAUGAUCUAGAAAACACUAUUUCUGACCAAAAAAGAAGGAUUGGCGAGAUUUACAACAGUUUGGGAAAAGAACAUAAUGUCGAGGACGUUAAAUCUAAUAGCUCUUUUCCAAACAGCAACUUGAAUGAAAGUAUCAAAUCGAAACGAGCCAGUACAACAGCGCCAGCAUUUUAUGCAUACAUGUCUUCUCACGAGCUGAAUCCUGGAAAACAUCACACAUUACAUUUUGAUACCAUCAUUACUAACAUUGGUUCAGCUUAUAACCGUUACACUGGAAUUUUCACACCGACAGUAUCUGGAACAUACGUGUUAUCUUAUUCUAUUAAGCCUUAUGUUGGAGCCUAUAUCCCUAUUGAACUUGUGAGGAACACACAAAUUAUUGGUUCAGCAGUAACCAAAGCACAAAGCAGCUAUGAACACGGGGCUUCUUCGACGGUCGUGAUUCAGUUAUCUGCAGGAGACGCAUGCUUUCUAAGAACAAGCAACACUUACACACCAUCUGGACAUAUCUACAGUAGUACAUAUGCCAGAUCAUCGUUUUCAGGAUGGCGUCUCAUUUAAAUAUCAAUAAAUAUGAUAUGUACUA
Molecule: messenger RNA, 796 nt
Organism: Mytilus trossulus (common blue mussel)
Lineage: Eukaryota; Metazoa; Mollusca; Bivalvia; Mytilida; Mytilidae
Product: collagen alpha-1(X) chain-like
Exons: 2
Coding region: 13-771 (252 amino acids)
Molecular function (GO): protein binding
Source: RefSeq, a predicted model, not a curated record